AUGAAGGAGUGCACUUCAUGUCUCGGCUGUGCAAAGGACUGCCUGCCAACCUUUGCCUGCAUGGUUCAAACACUCUCUUACCAAAUUAGACUGCCGGCAGCCGCCAACCACCGGAGCCACCACGACCACCAGCCGGACCUGAUCUUCACCGCCGACCAGCCCUUGGACGAAACCCUAGGCCACUCCUUCUGCUACGUCCGAUCUUCCAACCGUUUCCUCUCUCCGACCCCUUCCGAUCGUUUCCUCUCUCCUUCCAGCUCCCUACGAUUCUCCCCGCCCCGAGCCGGACCCGAAUCAGCCGCUCCCUCCGCCGCAGCAGCAGGCGGCGGCGGCGGGGCGACCGCGUUCAGGACCAUUUCUGGUGCUUCAGUCAGCGCCAACACUUCCACUCCCAGGACAGUGGUCCAGCUCGACGGAAUCUACGACGACGACGCUGACGGCGGCGGCGGAGUCAAGAACAGCAUCAGCAACAGCUGCAGCGGAGUCUUUAGCGCCAAUGGCUUCGAGAGCACAGCGUCCUUUGCCGCUGUUCCGCUGCAGCCCGUGCCACGUGGCGGGGAAGGGUUCUUCCAGUCCGGUCCGAUCGAGCGGGGCGCAUUGUCCGGGCCGCUUGACGCUAACUCCGGCGGUGGAGAGAGCGCCGGCGGGGUGCACUUCUCGGCCCCUCUUGGCGGGAUGUAUGUCAAGAAGAGGAGGCGGAGGGGCAUUCCGAGGCUGAAGAAGGCAAUUUAUCGCAACCUAUCGGAGAAGAAGCUGCCGUGGGUGGUUCCCGUGCUGAAUUUCGUGAACCGGAGAGAGAAUUCCGCCGGUGGAGAAGAGGGAGAUGGCAAGUACGAGAACAGUGUACAGUGGGCUCUAGGGAAGGCCGGAGAAGACCGAGUGCAUGUAGUUGUAUCGGAGGAGCAAGGAUGGUUGUUUGUUGGGAUAUACGAUGGGUUUAAUGGCCCUGAUGCUCCUGAAUUCUUGAUGGGGAAUCUUUACCGAGCUGUGUAUCACGAGCUGCAAGGAUUGUUUUGGGAUGUUGAGGAGUCCGGAGAUGCUGCGGUGGCUGCUGCUACUCCUGCAGAAUCUGGAAUUCCAGAGCAGAAUGAAACAAACCAAUCGACGGAGGAGACUGGUAAGGAUGGUGGUGUGGGUGUAAAUGGUAGUUGUGAAUCUAGUUUAGUAUCUCAUGGUCAAGAUAAUGUUGUUGCUAGGGCUAAUUGUAAUGAUCUAGAUUGUGAAACUGGAUCAAGCAAUGCAGCUCAAGCUAACUCAUCAACUGAAAUAUGUGUUGUAAAAGAGAGUGAUGGUAUGAAUGGUGGAAUCGAACAUUCAUCAGUGCAUCACCAAGAUAGAGUAAAAAGGGUUACAUUUCAAUCAAACGGCACGGAGAUUCCUUAUAGGAGAAAGCUGUGGGAGUUUCUUGCCAAUGAGGAUUUGGAGGAUGGCCUUGAUCUUUCCGGAUCAGAAAGAUUUGCCUUCUCUGUUGAUGAUGCUAUCAGUGUUGGCAAUGCUGGGUCAGCAGCGAGCAACAGGUGGCUACUACUGUCGAAAUUGAAACAAGGGCUGUCAAAGCACAGAGAAAGAAAGUUGUUUCCUUGGAAAUUCGGGUUGGCGGGCAAGGAAGAGAAAGUAGAAGUGGAGAUAGCUAGAGUGGAGGAUAGGGUUUUGAAGAAAAUGCGGAAAGAAGGGCCAGUGGACCAUGACUUAGUUUUGAGGGCAUUGUCUCGGGCUUUAGACGUGACAGAGCUUGCAUACUUGGAUAUGACUGAUAAGGUGCUAGGUACAAAUCCAGAGUUGGCAUUGAUGGGAUCAUGUUUAUUGGUGGUUCUGAUGAGGGACGAGGAUGUAUAUGUAAUGAAUGUUGGUGAUAGUAGGGCAAUUGUGGCACAGUAUGAGCCUCAAGAGGUUGUUUCAAAAGCGGGUGAUAAUGGGUCGACCACCGAAGGGAUAGUUGAUGGUCCUGCUCAGGCAAUGUGCUUGACUGCAUUGCAGCUGUCCACAGACCACAGCACGAGUAUUGAAGAAGAAGUUCUAAGGAUCAAGAAUGAACAUCCAGAUGACAGCCAAUGUAUUGUCAAUGAUAGAGUGAAAGGUCGUCUUAAGGUUACCAGAGCAUUUGGAGCUGGAUUCCUGAAACAGCCAAAGCUGAAUGCUCCAUUGUUGGAAAUGUUUCGGAAUGAGUAUAUAGGCACUGCACCUUAUAUAUCCUGCAUCCCUUCUCUUCGUCACCAUCAUCUCUGUCCAAGAGACCAGUUCUUGGUUCUAUCAUCAGAUGGCCUAUAUCAGUAUCUCACAAAUCAGGAAGUGGUUUCUAUUGUUGAAAAUUUCAUGGAGAAGUUUCCAGAGGGAGAUCCUGCACAGAGUUUGAUAGAGGAACUUCUUUCCCGUGCAGCCAAGAAAGCGGGGAUGGAUUUUCACGAGCUACUGGACAUCCCACAAGGAGAUCGACGGAAAUACCAUGACGACGUUACAGUCAUGGUGGUAUCCCUCGAAGGACGAAUCUGGAAAUCAUCGGGAAAGUACCUUUAACAGUCGCAGCUCAAAACCAGCAGCAGCCUUGUGCAUACAGACUUGGUUGAAGAUCGAAGUGAACAUUUUUUCGAUUCUCAGCUGGCCGAGUAACAGAUUACAACAAGAGGUCGAGGUCGUCCAUCUAUCAUGGGCGCAGAGAACUCUUACUUUUGGGGGAGGUGGUGAUGUACAGUUAAAUAGGUUUGGGGGCCAAAGUCCAAAAUGAUAUGUUAGCCGUUGGUUCAAGAAAGGAAAAGGGGUGAAAACACCAAAAGAGACGAGGGAAUCUUGUGAUUGAUGGGGGGAGAGUUUGGAGAAGGGGGAGGUGGAGAAAAAAAAAAGUUUUGUUUGGUUUUUGUCAAGUCCAUUCUUGUUUCUUUUAGCUAUCUUUAUAGGUUAGGGGGGAGACUUUUCUUUUGCCUUUUGGUUUGAAAUAUGGGAAGAAGGUGUUGUUCAGAAGGUCAAAAAUUUGUCUGUAAUUCGAAAUGGUGGGCUGGUAUAGAGAUGACUUUUGGAGCAUAUUUGCAGGUAAAGUUUGAGCUCUCUAUGGCUUUCCAUCUUGCCAUCUCCAUUUUUGGUGCAUGCUUCGCCAGAAUCGGUUUAAGGGUUAGCCUAAUUGUAAUAUGGUGAUCGACGGUCAAGUUGAGCUCUGACUUUGCAGCUAGGUUUUCAUCAUGCACAUUGAUAGAAUUGUUUACAUUUUGGUGCUUUGGAGUGACAUCGAACAUAAAAAUAAAGGGGUUGAGUAGGAAAAUAAUCAAGAUUCAAGAGAGAACCAAAUCCGAACCUCCAACGGAUUUGGUAGAGGCUGCAGCAAAAUUCCUCGAAACUCAUUCGAGUAACAUUACAAAAACAAGACCAUAUCAUCGAGAGGUCAAAUGUUCAAGAUACAAAAACUUCAAGCAGUGACAGCAGCUGCGGAAGGUGCUGAUGCCCUCGACUCCAGCCACGCCACCAAAUCCUCUCGGCUAGCCACGAAGCACCCAGCGCCUCUCUCCUCGCACUGCCUGAACGGCGCGCUCAUCCUCUCCACAUGAGCUCCGAAUGAGCUCGCCAUCCCUUGAGCAAACUUGUGGGUGCCAGCCCCUGUCUGAGCUGAGAACAGCUCCGGCAGCUCCUCGUUCUUGCUCACGAACUUUGCCAGCGUCCCUAUCCACUCCUCCAGCGCAGUACAUGCUGCUCCAACAGAGAGAGACCGAACGUCGAGGCUCCAUUCCUCCUGAGUCACGUUAUGUAAAUCCGGGUACAACCCGAAUAGUGUACCAAGAUAGAGCAGCUCGUGAGCUCUUGUAUGACGCUCCCUGUUCCGACAUACAUCAAUCAAGCAGUUGCAGAACGGCCUCCUUGACUCAACUGAAGUGCUGCUCAUCAGCACCUUAAACUCAUCCUUAACAUCCUCAAACCGGGUCGUCUCAUCCUGAAUGGAGUUCAGAAACCCCACCAGUUUCGGGUUAGCUAAUCUUAGACAAUCAACAACCUUGGCAGUGUCAUCAUUGCUUUCGCACAUAGCUACGAUUGAGAGCAAGCAUCCAGAUAGCCGAUCGUCGGGCUUAAUCCCCUGUCCAAUCACAACAUCAAACACUCUAACGAGAUCAUCGAUCUUUUGACUUUUCCCUAAGCAUUGAAUCAAGCAAGUGGAUCCCAUGACAUUGAGCGCAACACCCAAACUCGACAUCUCAUCGAACAACUCCAUAGCUUUCUCAGCAUUCCCUCCGCUGCCAUAUAUAUUCAUCAUCGCAGUAUAAGUCCAGCUGUCCGGCUUGCAGACCUUCGAGCUCUUCAUAUCCUCGAACAGUUUUUCGGCCUCCUCCACCAAUGCCAGGUCAGCACACAUGCUCAGCAACGUGUUGUACAAGAUAAAGUCCAUCGGCCAGCCAUUCUCCCUCAUUCUGUCCCACAGCUCCAUUGCAUCUUUAGCCCAUCGAGCCUUGCCGUAGACCUUGAUCAUUGCGGUUAGUGUCUUCUCAUCCGGGGUUAAUCCCAAACCGAUCAUUUCCUCGAACAGGCUGCGCGCCAAACCCGGUUUCCCAGCCUUCCCCAUUGCUUCCAACAGGGUGUUGUACACUACCAUGUUAGGCUGCACACCUAGAGCUUUCAUCUCCUGAAGAACAUACCGAAUCCCAUCGUAAUCACCAGCUUCCCCAAACAUCUUGGCAAGCACCGAAAACGUGAUCGAAUCGGGCUUCCAUCCACUAGCUACUCCUCUCUCGUACAAGCUCAGAACUUCCUCAACUUUCCCCAACUUGGCAUACACGUCUAGCACAGCCGAGUAAGUCACUUCAUCAGGCAUCAACCCUGUCCUAUACAUUCUCUCGAACCAUUCCAGCGCCUUAUCGAAUCGAUUGCAUCUCUUGGCACAAGUUAUGAUUGUAGAGUAAGUGAUGUUAUCAAGAGGUAUUUCAUUGCUCACCAUUUCAUUAGCCAGCUGCUCGAUCAAUUCAAACUGCUUGCCGAAUCGCAGGGACUUCAUUGCCACAUUGUAGAAGAUGGUCUCGAGGGGGAAGGAGUCCUCUAGGGUUUUCAGCCACUGGAAGAACAUGUAGCUCUGCUGCCAUGAUUUCAAGCUGUUGAGGAUUAGGAGCGAGUUUUCUCGGGUGGGCGGGUGAGGCAGCUGCGCGAUUGCGGCGGCGAAUUCGGCUUCAGACGGGGCCGAAUCGCUCAGCUUCUGUGCAAAGAGGCGGAGCUCUCUCACCUUGGGGUUGUGGGCAUAGGCAGAUCUCUUGUGGCGGUGGAGGGAGAGGACUGACCUCUUGGGCCUCGCCGGGUUGACCCAUGUGGAUUUCGAGUUGGAUGACUGGAGGCGACGGUCGGGUGCAGCGGAGAGUGUGGCGGCGGAGAGCGGCUUGAGCUGGUCGGAGAGAGACGGGCCGUUCUUCUUCGUUUUCGAGGAUUGGGAGGGGUUCCGAGGGGAUUCUUCAUCGGCGGUGGCUGCGGCGGAGGUGGAGGAAAUGGGGCGGCGGAGGAAUCUGGUUCGUGUUGCGGGGAAAGUGAAACACGAUUGCUUCUUGAUUGGGGAGGACGAGAAGAAGAAGGUGGUUCGAGUGGGUUCGGAUUGGGGAAUUGUACUGAAGCAGACGUCCAUCGCUGCGGACAGACCGGCAGCCAUUGACGGGAGCCGGGGAGCUUAGAGCUGGAGAGGAAGCAGACGGCGGCAAAUACAGGAAAUGCUAUCUUCA
Linum tenue is the source of this 5672-nucleotide messenger RNA. Lineage: Eukaryota; Viridiplantae; Streptophyta; Magnoliopsida; Malpighiales; Linaceae. The record is from the annotation of a GenBank genome assembly.